AUGGGUCACUCCAUCCAGGUGGGGUGCAGCCCCCUUCCCCUGCCAAUCUUCCUCCCAUGUGCAUCUGCACCCACUGCCAUCAAAGCCUCCCCUUCAGCCUGGCAGGCCACCAGCAACAGUGCAUGGGACCUCUGCAUCCAGAUGACCUGUGCCACCCAUGCCACCUCCUUCUUGUCAUCUGUUGCCACUGCCUCCGCCACACUGGGCUCCCCUACAGGGCCUGUCCCCUCAACAACUUCGGCCCCUGUGCCUGACCUGGGGUCCACCCCUGACCCCUUUGUGAUGAUGUCACUGCUUGAGGUGUGGCUACGGGGUGUUUCCAGCAACAUCACCUCAUCUGUCAUGGACCCCCUUCGCCACCUGGAGUGUCACAUCACCUCACUUGUGGCAGCAGUGUCGGCCAGCCCGACUCCCACCCAGACAGCCACUUCCUCUUGA
Messenger RNA from Ustilago hordei, 438 nucleotides. RefSeq lists its product as uncharacterized. The record is from RefSeq and is a predicted model, not a curated record. Bases 1 to 438 code for a protein of 145 amino acids. Lineage: Eukaryota; Fungi; Basidiomycota; Ustilaginomycetes; Ustilaginales; Ustilaginaceae. The transcript has 2 exons.